Messenger RNA from Dalotia coriaria, 421 nucleotides. Its product is annotated as large ribosomal subunit protein eL37. Bases 88 to 357 code for a protein of 89 amino acids. Gene Ontology annotation, molecular function: RNA binding; structural constituent of ribosome. Gene Ontology annotation, biological process: translation. NCBI's taxonomy places the organism in Eukaryota, Metazoa, Arthropoda, Insecta, Coleoptera, Staphylinidae. Gene Ontology annotation, cellular component: ribosome; cytosolic large ribosomal subunit. The record is from RefSeq and is a predicted model, not a curated record. The transcript is spliced from 3 exons.
CAUGUUCGGCAACCUUCGUAAACUGACAGUGACAAUAUUCACAUGUGGCAACAACGCACUCUCUUCUUCGGUUUGUAACUAACAAACAUGACUAAAGGUACAUCGAGCUUUGGUAAACGCCGCAAUAAGACGCACACUCUGUGCCGUCGUUGCGGCAGGUCGUCUUACCACAUCCAGAAGUCACAGUGUGCUCAAUGUGGUUACCCAGCGGCUAAAAUGCGCUCAUACAACUGGUCAAUCAAGGCUAAGAGGAGGAAGACCACUGGUACCGGCCGCCUCCGCCACAUCAAGCUUGUAAACAGGCGUUUCCGCAAUGGAUUCCGUGAAGGCGGUAAGCCCACUCCGCGCAAGGCGUAGGUUUUGUUAAUAUAAUUCGUCAAAAAACAAGAAAACAAUAAAAUUAAGUAUAAUUUACUUAAAA